Emiliania huxleyi CCMP1516 is the source of this 546-nucleotide messenger RNA. RefSeq lists its product as hypothetical. The transcript is spliced from 3 exons. The record is from RefSeq and is a predicted model, not a curated record. The annotation marks the transcript as partial. NCBI's taxonomy places the organism in Eukaryota, Haptophyta, Isochrysidales, Noelaerhabdaceae.
GUGCAGGUCGUCACGGCGGACGGCGUGAGCCUCGCGUACCCCGGCACGUACGGCCUCCACGGGUGCGACCCGCACGACAGCGGGCUCGAGCCAUCCUGCAACUCGACCGGCUACCCCGUCCGGUGCGAGCACGAGUGGUGCUACGUCGACCCGGCCGCGUGCAGCACCGAGUACAGCACGACCGCGUACGUGGCCCGCGUCGCCAUCUCCGGCAUGCCGGCAGCCCACUUCACCAUCGCCUCCUCGGUCGCUGCCGCUUCCCUCGCAGUACGAGGUCGGCGUACCGUCUGCGCGUACCUGCUCGAAGGCCUACAACCGCACCGCGGCGGCUUGUCGCAGGCGACCACCGAGUGCUACACGGACAUCGCGGACGAGAGUGCGGGCGUUCGCGCUGUCACUGUCACGUCUCGGCCCGUCCUCGACAUCGACCCGACCGCCGUCAUCGCCGCUCCAGUCGACCCGGCGUUCGACCCGGCCAUGUCUGCGCGAGAAGCCCUACGCGGCGCUCUUCGGGCUCGUCCCCUUUACGAGGACGGGCUCAUGAAG